Messenger RNA from Verticillium nonalfalfae, 681 nucleotides. RefSeq lists its product as uncharacterized. The coding region runs from base 1 to 681 and encodes 226 amino acids. The record is from RefSeq and is a predicted model, not a curated record. Lineage: Eukaryota; Fungi; Ascomycota; Sordariomycetes; Glomerellales; Plectosphaerellaceae. The transcript has 3 exons.
AUGAUGCCAGUGGGACUGAACUGCCCCGAAGCUCUCGAGAAGGAGCUUCUCCUCUUGGAAGAAGACGACGAAGAGCUUACCAGCACCAUGGCCGGCAUGCCUCGUCUCGGUGCCCUUGGGCACACCUUCACCGCCAUGCGCGCCAUGCAGUUCGUUUCGCUCAUUGCCAUCAUCGGCAUGACCGCAGACUUUAUCAGCGAGAUGGUCUCGGCGAAUGCAAAGCCCCCGGCGGUGCUGAUCGGUACUCUCGUGGUUGCCUGCGUUGCAACUCUUUACAUCGCCAUUUCGUACAUUCUCUACUGGGACUCCAUGCUGCCUCUUCUCAUCGCCACCGCGGCUGACAGCGCGCUGCUUAUCGCCGUCAUCGUCGUGGCCGUGACCCUCGGCAAGCCCCUUUCGUAUCUCGCCUGCAAAGACCUGCCCACGGUCAAGGGCAGCACUGCCUCCUUCAUCGCCUCGGUCGGCGAGAACAUCCUCAAUGCCACCGACGACAGCGGCAAGGUCAAUUACUUCGUGUGGGUCGGCGCCGCGCAGAAGACGUGCUACGCCAUCAAGGCCGUCUGGGGCCUCUCCAUUGCUCUAUGCGUCCUGUUUGCCUUCUCAUCCGUCACUACCAUCUGCCUCUGGCGCCGCACCAAGCUCAACCAGGGUCCUGUCGGCAAGGACAUCGAGAGCGCCUGA